GUUGCCACCGCUCAGCUGUGUAGCCCGCUGUGAAUAUCGACCGCAACACCUCAAACGACCUCGAGAGGGUGAGUUCAUGCUCUUAUGCUACGUGUCGCAGACAUGCAAUACGGUCGUGUCUACGUGGUCCGUAAUGUGCACGAAUACCAUUGGGGAAUGGCCAGGAUUCGAUGGAUUGGAGUUGGAUGAAUUGGGUUACACCUACUUUGGCUUCAAAUAUGUCGCUCGAGACCAGUUGCUGAACUCGCUCUUUCCGCCCCUAGAAUCCAUCAAAGAGCCGAACCCCGGCAUAUUCCUCUAUACGACAAAAUGGCAUCUACAGUAAAGGCCGUCCAAACAUUCGGUAAAAAGAAGACAGCAACUGCAGUCGCACACGCUAAGGAGGGCCGUGGCAUCAUCCGCGUGAAUGGCUCUCCCAUCAACCUUGUCCAGCCUGAGAUCCUGCGCUUCAAGAUCUACGAACCCGUACUUGUAGCUGGUGAAGACUCAUUCGCACCACUUGAUAUCCGUGUGCGCGCCAAGGGUGGUGGACACACAUCGCAGGUGUAUGCUAUCCGUCAGGCCAUUGCCAAGGCUCUUGUCGCGUACUACGCCAAGUACAUCGAUGCAUACAGCGCAAUGGAGUUGAAGAAAAAGUUGGUUGCGUAUGACCGGACGCUGUUGAUCGCAGAUCCUAGACGGAUGGAGCCGAAGAAGUUCGGUGGUGCUGGUGCUCGUGCUCGCAGGCAAAAGAGUUACCGGUGAAACCACAUUUUUGGUACAUAUCUUUUAUCAUGUUACUCCUUUACCUUUGAACGCCAUGAUAGCAUGUGUGCAACUAUGAUUAUGAAUUGCGAACAUUGCCA
Molecule: messenger RNA, 845 nt
Organism: Suillus subalutaceus
Lineage: Eukaryota; Fungi; Basidiomycota; Agaricomycetes; Boletales; Suillaceae
Product: ribosomal protein S9
Exons: 3
Coding region: 310-744 (144 amino acids)
Biological process (GO): translation; maturation of SSU-rRNA from tricistronic rRNA transcript (SSU-rRNA, 5.8S rRNA, LSU-rRNA)
Cellular component (GO): ribosome; cytosolic small ribosomal subunit
Molecular function (GO): structural constituent of ribosome; RNA binding
Source: RefSeq, a predicted model, not a curated record